ACCCGGAAGUGACGUCUGUAAAGCUGAGACUCGCUCAGGGACGCGCUGAGUCCUUGGCACAGGUGAGUGGUGUUCUGACUGCGGUCCAGGGGCUGCUAUGAGCUGCACCAUCGAGAAGAUUCUGACAGACGCUAAGACUCUAUUGGAGAGGCUGAGGGAGCACGAUGCGGCCGCCGAGUCACUAGUGGAUCAGUCGGCGGCUCUGCACCGGCGGGUAGCCGCUAUGCGGGAGGCGGGAACAGCGCUUCCGGACCAGUAUCAAGAGGAUGCAUCCGAUAUAAAGGACAUGUCCAAAUACAAACCUCACAUUCUGCUGUCCCAAGAGAAUACACAGAUUAGAGACUUGCAGCAGGAAAACAGAGAGCUAUGGGUUUCCUUGGAGGAACACCAGGAUGCUUUGGAACUCAUCAUGAGCAAAUACCGGAAACAGAUGUUACAAUUAAUGGUUGCUAAAAAAGCAGCGGAUGCUGAGCCAGUGCUGAAAGCUCACCAGUCUCACUCUGCAGAAAUUGAGAAUCAGAUUGACAGAAUCUGUGAAAUGGGAGAAGUGAUGAGGAAAGCAGUUCAAAUGGAUGAUGACCAGUUUUGUAAGAUUCAGGAAAAACUAGCGCAAUUAGAGCUUGAAAAUAAGGAACUUCGAGAAUUAUUGUCUAUCAGCAGUGAGUCUCUUCAGGUCAGGAAGGAAAGCUCAGUGGACACUGCUUCCCAAGCCAUCAAAUAAUUCAACUUCUGAAUAAUGCCUGGAGAUUGUUUAUCAAGGAAGGAAGUUAAUAACUCUAUUCAAGUAUUGUCCGUUCAGUGUCUUGCCUCAGACUUGAUUUAAUGUUGAUUAAAUGUAUCAAGUGGCAAUUUAGAAUUUGCAGUCAAAAGUGGCUGUCCACAAAAUAGUUUUAAGGCGUGUUAGUAACUAAGUACACACUGAGUUUCACUAUUCCUUUCUGUAAGAGACUAAUUUUCAUUUUUGGGAACUUGAUUUAUAUAAACUGUGUUUUCAGUUCAUUUUUGUUCUUUCAUAUCUCUGAAACUUGUAGCAUUUUGUUAUAAGCCAGCAGUUUUAUUUUAUAUCAGAUUAUAUAUUGCAAUUCUAAAAAAUUUUAAAAACAGAUUAUCUUUGUAGGUCUGUUUGGCAUAAACCUGGAUUUUUUUCCACUUGAGAAAAAUAAGACAAUUCCACAGAAGUUGAUUGGCAGAUUCUCUAAUUUGUAACAUCAUUCACCUUUUAUGUAGUUUUAAGUCUCUCUGGUGCUAAGAGUUGGCACAUUAUGGCCUGGUGUCUUUACUCUUGAGAGAACCUAUUGCUAGUCCCCACAAAAUAUACUUGAAAGUAAGUCAACUGUUUUUUUCCAGUGGUAGUAUAAUCAUCGUAUUGUUCAAAGAAUGUUGAAACUUUUGUCCUGUGUAUGUGUAUGCACAUACAUGUGCUUAGUUCAGAUGCUGAAAGUAAAUUUUAUUUAUUCUGUUAGAUAUUAUUAGUCAAUUCUUCAGUUUUGUCCUACUUGGAAAUCUUCAAUUUGGGUAGUUUAUCCAGUGUGAAGAAUAUAUAAUAGGUUUAUUCACAUCAUAGUUAUAGGUACUACAUUCUACAGUUUAAUUUAUAUAUAACUUCCAUUUGUAAUUAAGAACCAUCACUUGUUUGGAUGUCUUUCAUCACUAGUACUAGUAGUUUGCUUUUUUUUUAGAUCCACUUUUGACAAGGAAGCAAAGUUUUAUCACUUAAUGAGAGUUUAUUUCAUUUCUGGAAGCUGUGUUGAGAGUCAAAUGCUAAGUGAUCAGCUAGGCUCACUCGUCAUUUGAUUCCCUCAUCUCAGUUUAUCUUAUUUCACAUUUAUAAAUUACUCAUGUAAUAUUGUCAAUUUAGUUUUGCCCCCAAAUAAUUGAAAUAAUGAAUGCUAAAUCUGUCAAUAUUUCCCAAUUACCCUAAGCAUUGUACUGCAUGGGAUAGGCACAUCACUAGAAAGAUUUUUGUUAGUGCUUUGAGUGGUGUAAACUUUCUUUUAUACUGCCAUAAAGAAUUAACACCAAUUAAAACAACAGAAUUUAUCCAAGAUAUCCUAAAAGCAUCUGAUCCCAGUAAUACUAACAGACUUUGCCUAUAGUGGUAGGCUGUAAUGAAUUGGUAUAUGUCAUUUUUCAAUUUGUCAGAUUUCUAUUCAGAUUCUUGUAAACAAUUUGAAAAACAUUUCCACCCAAAGUGUGGGUCUUCUUAUCUCUUUUCCUGAGUAUGUAAACUUUUAGUCUGAUCAUUUGCCUUGAAGUGCAUGCCCUAAGUGCCACCAUUUCCCACAGUUCCAUUCAGGAGGCAGAAGAAUGCCUUUUGUUAGCUGCCAUGGCCAAUUUUUGGUGAAAAUGGUAAAAAAGUGUCUUGAAAAUUAAGUAUUAUUGAAAUCUACCUUUAUUGUGUAUUAGUCAUUAGUUAUGUCUGACUCUUUGUGACUCCAUUGACUGUAGCCCGCCAAGUUCUCUGUCCAUGAACUUUUAUUAGUAUCAUGCAUAAUUUGAUUCAAACACUGAAAGUCUAUUUCAGUGUUCCUCAAAAUGUGGUUCACUGACCUAAAAUAGAAGUUUGGGAAUGGAAUCUAGGAAUUUGUAUUUUAAUAAUCAUCCCAGAUAACUUCUAAGGACAUUAGUUUGAGAAUGUCAAACUAAUUGACAAAAAAAUUCAGUGUUUUCAAAGAAAAAUCUGGUAGAGAGGCAAAUGUGAUAAAUAAAAGGAUGUAUUGAGUACAGAGGAGGAACUAUCUACAACUUGAGAAUCCUAUAGAGACAAAAUAAGGCUGAAUGCUGAAGAAUCUGAAGUUGAAUGGUUCUGUGAAGACCUACAAGAUCUUCUAGAACUAACACCCAAAAAAAUGUCCUUUUCAUUUUAGGAGACUGGAAUGCAAAAGUAGGAAGUCAAGAAAUACCUGGAGUAACAGGCAAAUUUGGUCUUGGAGUACAGAAUGAAGCAAAGCAAAGGCUAAUGGAGUUUUGCCAAGAGAACGCACUGGUCAUAGCAAAUGCCCUCUUCCAAUAACACAAAAGAAGACUCUAUACAUGGACAUCACCAGAUGGUCAAUACCGAAAUUAGAUUGAUUAUAUUUGCACCAAAGACGGAGAAGCUCUAUACAGUCAGCAAAAAUAAGACUGGGAGCCAAAUGUGGCUCAGACCAUGAACUCCUUAUUGCCAAAUUCAGACUUAAAUUGAAGAAAAUAGGGAAAACCACUAGACCAUUCAGGUAUGACCUAAAUCAAAUCCCUUACGAUUAUACAGUGAAAGUGAGAAAUAGAUUCAAGGGAUUAGAUCUGAUAGAGUGCCUGAAGAUAUAUGGAUGGAGGUUUAUGAUAUUGUAUAGAAGGCAGGGAUCAAGACCAUCCCCAAGAAAAAGAAAGGCAAAAUAGUUGUCUGAGGAGGCCUUACAAAUAGCUGUGAAAAGAAGAGAAGCAAAAGGCAAAGGAGAGAAGGAAAGAUAUACCCAUUUGAAUGCAGAGUUCCAAAGAAUAGCAAGGAGAGAUAAGAAAGCCUUUCUCAGUGAUCUGUGCAAAGAAAUAGAGGAAAACAAUAGAAUGGGAAAGACUAGAGAUUUCUUCAAGAAAAUUAGAGAUACCAAGGGAACAUUUCAUGCAAAAUGGGCACAAUAAAGGACAGAAAUGGUAUGGACCUAACAGAAACAGAAGAGAUUAAGAAGAGGUGGCAAGAAUACACAGAAGAACUGUACAACUCAUGACCCAGAUAAUCACAAUGAUAGGAUCACUCACCUAGAGCCAGACAUCCUGGAAUGCAAAGUCAAGUGGGCCGUACGAAGCAUCAUUACGAUAAAGCUAGUGGAGGUGAUAGAAUUCCAGUUGAGCUAUUUCAAAUCCUAAAAGAUGAUGCUGUGAAAGUGCUGCAGUCAACAUGUCAGCAAAUUUGGAAAACUCAGCAGUGACCACAGGACUGGAAAAGGUCAGUUUUCAUUCCAAUCCCAAAGAAAAGCAAUGCCUAAGAAGGUUCGAACUACUGCACAAUUGCACUCAUCUCACACGCUAGCAAAGUAAUGCUCAAAAUUCUCCAAGCCAGGCUUCAACAGUACAAGAACUGUGAACUUCCAGAUUUUCAAGCUAGAUUUAGAAAAGGCAGAGGAACCAGAGAUGAAAUUGCCAACAUCCGCUAGAUCAUGGAAACAGCAAGACAGUUCCAGAAAAACAUGUACUUUGGCUUUAUUGACUAUGCCAAAGCCUUUGACUGUGGAUCACAACAAACUGUGGAAAAUUCUUCAAGAGAUGGCAAUACCAGACCACCUUACCUGCCUCCUGAGAAAUCUGUAUGCAGGUCAGGAAGCAACAGUUAGAACUGGACAUGGAACAACAGACUGGUUCCAAAUAGGGAAAGGAGUAUGUCAAGGCUGUACAUUGUCACCCUGCUAAUUUAACUUCUCUGCAGAGUACAUCAUGCAAAAUGCCAGGCUGGAGGAAGCACCAGCUGGAAUCAAGACUGCCGGGAGAAAUAUCAAUAACCUCACAUACGCAGAUGACACCACCCUUAUGGCAGAAAGCAAAGAAGCACUAAAGAGCCUCUUGAUGAAAGUGAAAGAGGAGAGUGAAAAAGUUGGCUUAAAACUCAACAUUCAGAAAACUAAGAUCAUGGCAUCUGGUCCCAUCACUUCAUGGCAAAUAGACGGGGAAACAGUGUCAGACUAUAUUUUUGGGGGCUCCAAAAUCACUGCAGACGGUGAUUGCAGCCAUGAAAUUAAAAGACACUUGCUCCUUGGAAGGAAAGUUAUGACCAACUUAGACAGCAUACUAAAAAGCAGACAUUACUUUGCCAACAAAGGUCCGUCUAGUCAAAGCUAUGGCUUUCCCAGUAGUCAUGUAUGGAUGUGAGAGAUGGACUAUAAAGAAAGCUGAGCACUGAAGAAUUGAUGCUUUUGACCUGUGGAGUUGGAGAAGACUCUUGAGAGUCCCUUGGACUGCACGGAGAUCCAACCAGUCCAUCCUAAAGGAGAUCAGUCCUGAGUAUUCAUUGGAAGGACUGAUGCUGAAGCUGAAACUCCAAUACUUUGGCCACCUAAUGCGAAGAACUGACUCAAUGGAAAAGACCCUGAUGCUGGGAAAGACUGAAGGUGGGAGAAGGGGACGACAGAGGAUGUGAUAGAUGGUUGGAUGGCAUCACCAACUCAAUGGACAUGAGUUUGAGUAAUAAACUCCAGGAGUUGGUAAUGGACAGGGAGGCCUGGCCUGCUGCAGUCCAUGGGGUCACAAAGAGUCUGAUGCAACUGAGUGACUGAACUGAACUGAGAGACAAAAAUAAGUAGGAGAACUAGAAGGCUGGGUCCUUUCUAGUUGUUGUAAAAUCUCCAUUUCCAGUUGUACUUCAUUUUACAGAUACUCAGGUACAAGGAGGUUAUUCAAACAGAAACCAAGAUUCCAAUGCAGA
Molecule: messenger RNA, 5392 nt
Organism: Dama dama (fallow deer)
Lineage: Eukaryota; Metazoa; Chordata; Mammalia; Artiodactyla; Cervidae
Gene: SIKE1
Product: suppressor of IKBKE 1
Exons: 5
Coding region: 98-721 (207 amino acids)
Source: RefSeq, a predicted model, not a curated record